This is a messenger RNA of Linum tenue, 757 nucleotides long. Lineage: Eukaryota; Viridiplantae; Streptophyta; Magnoliopsida; Malpighiales; Linaceae. The record is from the annotation of a GenBank genome assembly.
UCUAUAAUAAGAAUUCUCCAUCUUCAUUCGGUAAUCUUUCCUGAAAUCCGACUCUUAGUAUAUACUCGACAGAAACAUCAUAAAAAUAUUUCUAUCCAAUAUAUCUUCACUCACCAAGAUAUAAAUCGAAACAAAAACAUCCAAGAUAUGGAUCACAUCUCGAUGAAGUCGAUCUUCUUGGUUGCACUCUUGGUUUUUACCGCUGGUGUAACGAACAUUAAUGGAGCAGAAGAAGUCACCGGAGAUAACAACGACGACGGCGCCGACUUGGGGGCAUCGGAGUUCUCGUUAAAGAAUCCGUGCUCAAGAGUGAAGUCAUGUGGUUGUGUCCUCGGAAUUUGCGUUUGCAAGCUGCAUGGCGGCUCGGCUCUGACGUCAUCUUCCCGACCACUCAGCGCCGGAGGUGAUCACGAUGACGUCGAUGUCGUCGGCACGGGGCUUAACCACGUUAAAUGCGAGCUGGUGACGGCGUGUAGUUGUAUGUUCCGAACUUGCUUUUGCCUGGAGCGCAGACAUCCUCCGUCAUCUCUCCGAUCAAGCGGCGCCGUGGAGGAACUCGUCUGAAAAUCGUAGCUUAAUUAGGUUGAUGAUGAAUUUCCGUUGUUUAGUGUAGCUUAUUGAUUAGAUAUAUUCGUAAUAAUACCAUGAAUUUACGUUGUGUUCAAUAAAGAGACUUUUUUUUUUGUGUGUCAUAGAUAUCGUUUCAGAAUUCGGAUAAACAAGAUAAAUUACGAGGUAACCACAAGGAAUAAGGCAU